This is a messenger RNA of Podarcis muralis (Common wall lizard), 4946 nucleotides long. NCBI's taxonomy places the organism in Eukaryota, Metazoa, Chordata, Lepidosauria, Squamata, Lacertidae. The record is from RefSeq and is a predicted model, not a curated record.
GCGGGGCUAGUAGCUCCUCCCUCUGCUGUGUUUCGACUCCGCCCCUCGCCCCUCCCGCCAUUCGCCUCAGACUCUCUCGCCGGGACUGAGGCGAGGCUAGCCUGGGUGCCGCGGCCAUGGGCGAGCCUCCCGCUCCUUCCGCUUCGCCGCCUCCGGGCUCGGUGCUGUGCCGGCUGCAGUACCUGGAGGACGGGGACCCCUUCUCGUGCGCCGCCUUCCCGGAGCCGCGCCGCCCGCCCGCCCAGCCCGUCGCCGAGGCGCUGCCGCUCGCCGCCCAGCUGCCCGCCUUCCACCGCCUUCUCGACGCCCCGCUCCCGCUGGAGGACUGCACCUUGCAAGUCUUGCCUUCUGGGCACUACCUGGACCUGGAGCUUUCCCUGCUGGAGCAGAAAGAUGAGCUGGAAGGGUUCUAUGAAGAAAUCAGCAAAGGGAGACGGCCUAUCCUGCUUCUCCGCACACAGCUCUCUGUCCGAGUCCAGGCCAUCCUGGAGAAGCUCUACAGGUCGAAGGGCCCUGAACUGAGGCGCUCCCUCUUCUCACUGAAGCAGCUUUUCCAGGAGGAUAAGGACCUGGUGCCUGAGUUUGUGAAUUCAGAAGGGCUGACGUGUCUCAUCACAGUGGGAGCUGAGGCUGACCAGAAUUACCAGAACUAUAUCCUCAGGGCUCUCAGCCAGAUCGUGCUCUUUGUGGAUGGGAUGAUGGGGGUGAUAAACCACAACGAGACAGUGCAGUGGCUGUACACGCUGUGCGGGAGCUUGUACCGCCUGGUGGUGAAGACGGCUCUGAAGCUGCUGCUGGUCUUUGUGGAGUUCACGGAAUCCAAUGCCCAGCUGCUUGUCCAGGCCGUCAUAGCAGCAGAGCAGGUCAGAGGUGGUUUUCCGUGGUCUCCCAUCGUGGCAAUCCUGGAACAGAAGAAUGGAGCUGACACGGAGCUUCAGGUGUUCGCCAUGACACUCAUCAACAAGACCCUGGCUGCCCUCCCUGACCAGGAUUCCUUCUAUGAUGUGACAGACUGCUUGGAGCAGCAGGGCAUGGAAAGCAUCAUCCAGCAGCACAUGACCAACAAGGCUACUGACCUGGACUUGAAGCAGCAGCUGGUUAUCUACGAGAAUGCCCUCAAGUAUGAAGAUGGUGUGGAAGAGCCUCCCCCUGGAACACGCAAGGAGCGGAGGAAAGGGGAAGAGGGCAGGAAGGGGCAACGACGCUCCCUGGGCUACAUCCUGGCCCAGGAGGAGGGCCAAGGGUCUCGACCUGCAGAGAACUUCCAGCCCAGUCCUGCAGAGGCUCCCAGCCUGGACAGAGAGAGCAGCCAAGACAGGCCUGCCUUCAAGAGCAUGUACAGCAGCGCAUCCAGCGUCCAGCUUUCCACACCAUCCGUUCCUGUGGAAGGAGAGCAGAGUGGCAGCCUGGGCGAGAGGAGCAUUUUCAAACUUCACGAAACUUCCCCUGCUUGGCAAGAGGAAAGCCCCUCAGUAUGUGGGGACAAGCCUAUUCUGAGGCGCUUUGAAGCACGCUUCCUGGAAAAUCUUGCUGCUUCCCAGAAAGAGAAGUUGGUUGCAAUCUCCAAGGGGCGAGCCGAGGUCCUUGCUGAAGCUACUCCCAGCACUGAGCAGCUCUCCCCAGGGAGGUGGCGUGAAGGACAGGAGAGAAACGGUGAUGGAACAGAGCUCAGCUCUGCAUUGGCCUUGGCUGGCUUUGAAGGCGAAGAGGCCAGGGAGAGCCUGCCAGGCGAGGGGCCCUCCAGCAGCAGCCCUGGGCUGGGUCCCAAUUGCACCCCAAGCCCAGAAAGCCCAGUUCCGCUGUGUGAUGGAGAAGAUCCCCGCAGCCACCCUGUGCCUGGAAAGAAGCUCAACCUUGACACACUGUUCUCCAAUAACAGCCCUGCAAGGCUGGAAGGUGUGAUUCUUGCCCCAGCAGAAGAGUUCCAGGCAGACGCCGGGAGUGAAGAAGGCAGCCCACAGAGCAAUGGGAAACAGGGCAGCCCCUCCAACCUGCAGGCCCGGCCAUUGCGGGCUCAGUUCAGCCUUGAGGCAGAAGCCAGCCUGCAGAGCCUGGAGAGGACUUUCAUGACUCCCUACAGGAAGGGAGCAGAGGUGAUGCGAGGGCCCCUGGAGCUCAGCCCCAAGCACCUGAAGAUCAGAGAUUUGGACUUCUCUGACCUGGGUGAGGAGGAAGACUUUGAUAUCCUAGAAACAGAGACUGUGCCUGACCAUGUGGUUGUGGCUGCCAGUGGGGCUCCGGCCCCUCCACCCCUCCCUCCCAGCUGCCCUCCACCCCCACCAGGCUGUGCCUUUCCCCCUCCCCCUCCCCCACCCCCACCAGGCUGUGCCUUUCCCCCACCUCCUCCACCCCCACCAGGCUGUCCUCCUCCAGGCUUGGUGGGCUCCUCCAGGGAAGAUGCCCACUCCCCAGCAAAGAAGAAGAAAACUAUUAAGCUCUUCUGGAGGGAGCUAAAGAACGUGGACAGCUCUGCCAGGCGGGAAGGAAGAGGAGACCCCUUUGGGCCAGCCACUCUGUGGGCAUCUCUGGAGAAGGUGGAGGUCGACACCACCAAGAUGGAACAUCUCUUUGAGUCCAAGACGAAGGAGGUGCUGAGCUCGAAGAAAGCUGUUGAUGGGAAGAAGCUAAUUGUGGUCUUGGAUCCCAAGAGGAGCAAUGCCAUCAACAUCGGCUUGACAGCGCUGCCUCCCGUACACAUCAUCAAGACGGCAAUUGUCAACUUCGAUGAAUUUGCAAUUAACAAGGAAGGGAUUGAGAAAAUCUUGACUAUGGUUCCAACUGAGGAGGAGAAGCAGAAGAUCCAGGAAGCACAGAUGGCCAAUCCCGAUGUGCCUCUGGGUUCAGCUGAGCAGUUCCUCCUCGCUCUCUCCUCCAUCACUGAGCUCACUGCCCGGCUUCAGCUGUGGGCUUUCAAGCUGGACUAUGAGGCCAUGGAGCAGGAAAUUGCAGAGCCGCUUUUUGAUCUGAAACUUGGGAUGCAGCAACUGGCCAAAAACCAAACCUUCAAGUGUAUCCUUGCCACCCUCCUGGCCAUGGGCAACUUCCUGAAUGGAUCCCAGAGCCAAGGGUUUGAGCUGAGCUACCUGGCCAAGGUAUCAGAGGUGAAGGACACAGUGCACCGACAGACCCUGCUCCACCACCUGUGCCACUUCGUGGUGGAGAAGUUCCCGGACACGACGGACCUCUACUCAGAGAUCGCUGCUAUCACUCGCUCAGCCAAGGUGGACUUUGAUGCGCUGGCAGAAAGCCUCCUGCAGCUGGAGCGACGGUGCAGAGUGUCCUGGGAGAGCCUGAAGGCCAUCACAAAGCACGACACCAAGCCGGCCCUAAAGAGCAAACUGAUGGACUUCCUUCACUCCAGCACCCAGAAGAUCGUCAUCCUCAAGGUGGUCCACCGACGCAUGUUAAACAGGUUCCGCUCCUUUCUGCUGUACUUGGGCUAUGAUCUACGCUUGGCACAGGAGGCAAAGGUCACGGGGUUCUGCCGGACCCUGCGGGAGUUUGCCCUGGAGUACCGCACCUGCCGGGAGCGAGUUCUGCAGCAGCAGAAGAAACGGGCAGUAUAUCGCGAAAGGAACAAGACCCGCGGCAGGAUGAUCACCGAGAUGGAGAGGUUUGCUACCGCCAGCAAGCCCGAAGACAGUCCCGCCCCCGCUGUGCUCUCGGCCAGCCCCGAACAGAAGGACGAAGCUGGCCACAAAAGCAUGGCCACAGUGCUUAUGUCCACUCCAGAGCCAUCUGGCCGCCGCUCCCGAGCCAGCAGAGGUUUUGGGAAGAUCAGCCCCGCCAGCGUGACCCCUCCUGAGGACGAUGCCUCUGGCUCUCCUGAGGAUGCCUCUGAAGAAAUCAUGGACCGCCUGGUGAAGUCUGUCACCCAGAGCACUCCUCCCCGGCCAGGUGCAGGGAAGGAGCGCAAGCGCUCACGUGGGAACCGGAAAUCCCUGAGGCGCACCCUGAAGAACGGCCUCAGCGACGAACUUGUCCAGGCUUUGGGCCUGGCGCAGGCGGCUGGAGUAGCUGUGUGAUGGCGAAGAGGGCCCAUGGCCUUGGAGGAGAUUCUGAGGUAGAGCAGACUGCCCAUCGGCUGGAGGAAGCUGGGGCUGGCCACUGCUUGUGUGUCCAGCAGAGCCCUGUGAUACCUGCACAGUUCUACGUGAGAGAUGCUCAUCACCAGAUUUGCCUCGAGUGGAACCUUGCCAGCGUGUUUAGCUUUUGUCACUCCCUGAAGCCAGCCCCCUCACCUUCCCCGGACUGUGGUGCAGCUGGGGGGGGCAGUGCUGGCCAUGCUGUGCAAAGACUUUCCCAGAGUGUGGGGGAGGGACCCCACCUGCCUAGAAAAGUAUUAUAUAUAUAUUGUGUGUGUGUGUGUGUGUGUGUGUGUGUGUGUGUGUGUGUGUGUUGUGUUUAGACUGUUUCCGUCCAGUUCCUGAUUGAGGGGCAUGGCUCAGGAACGAGAGAGUUGGCUACCUGGCUGCUGGGAGCCAGCUGGCUCCAAAUCAAUUAGCCUCUCUCUCUCCUGGGACUUCUCCUACUUAGCAGGUCAAAUAGUCCACAGCCCUUCUGCAAGCCUGGCCGCUCCUGACUGUGAGAUGGAGCCAACUCCCUGGGCAGCCCUGAGCCCAGUGAGCCUUGGGACAAGCUCUUCCUGAUGCCCCCCCCCUGCAAAGACAGGCUCUGCUGGCCUGUGUUUGUCUGCAGCAGAGUCGCUCGCAUCCCCUGUGUGAUAAACUCCCAGCAGUCCCAACGCGAGGGUCCGUUCUGGGCAGCCGGAGAGCUAAGUGAGCAGAGGGGACAUUUGGGCACCUCCCGCUGCCAUCCAGGUACAAUCCUGAACAAGGGUUUAUAAAGCUGGCAGCCAGCUUCCCUGUUGCAUAGAGCUCCUAAUCAGUGGUUGGCUGGUGUUCAAAUGAAUAAUGAGAAAUAAAGGCUGUUACAAUUCAGGCUGA